Messenger RNA from Lates calcarifer (barramundi perch), 2890 nucleotides. It is a transcript of the gene meis1b, whose product is annotated as Meis homeobox 1 b. The transcript has 13 exons. The record is from RefSeq and is a predicted model, not a curated record. Gene Ontology annotation, molecular function: DNA-binding transcription activator activity, RNA polymerase II-specific; RNA polymerase II cis-regulatory region sequence-specific DNA binding. NCBI's taxonomy places the organism in Eukaryota, Metazoa, Chordata, Actinopteri, Centropomidae. Bases 735 to 1901 code for a protein of 388 amino acids. Gene Ontology annotation, biological process: angiogenesis; embryonic pattern specification; eye development.
GGUUUCAGCAGUCUGGUCCAGAUCCUCCGCUCCUCCUCAGCUCAACACACACAUCCAUUGUACACAAACGGGCAGGCGGCUCACGCAUACACGCGCACUCACUCACUCCACACAUACACACACACACAUACGCACACACAUACGCACACACGCUCAGCAUCGAUCGUGGCUCCUUUAAGAAAGCCUAAGCCAGAAUUAUCACCCCACCUCCUCUUGAUCUCCUCUAGACGCUUUUGCAUAAGAAAAUCAAGCCGGGAGCCGAGAGUGAUCAAAGAAAACGAGAGGAGAGCUGCUUCAUUUUUUAACUGUGAUUGUGACCAUUAACAUUUAGGUGGUGCCGAUCCCGUGGAGACGCGCGUCGGACCAUCAUUCAUCCGGUACUUUUGACAAGCCCUCGCGUUUUGACUGACAGGCGGAGUGGCAAAAAGCCAUGAGAGUCGCCAGUUCUGUUUGAGGGGCUAUUUUAUUUUCACCCUGGUUUUUGGGAAAAGGAGUCUGGCGCCGCUGCCCCGAGGAUAAAGCCGAGGACCUAUUCACCGCGCCUGGGCUAAACUUGCGCAGAGAGCGGGGGCUGGCUUCACCGUUCCGUGGAAAGAAAAAAACACUCAGGCAUACGGGAUUUUGGCUGAAACAUCUUCCCAUUUAUUUGGAUUUUCUUUCUUCAUUUCGUCUCCACCCUGGCCUCAGAGGGGAUUUAUCUAAACUGAAAGGACGACCAGGGAGUGAGGAGGGUUAUGGCGCAACGGUACGAAGACUUGCCCCACUACGCGAUGGACGGGGUGGGCAUCCCGACCACCAUGUACGGAGACCCGCACGGCGCCCGGUCCAUGCAGGCGGUGCACCUCAACCACGGGCCCCAGCUGCACUCUCACCAGUACCCGCACACCGCCCACACCAACACCAUGCCUCCCAGCAUGGGCUCCUCCGUUAACGACGCUCUCAAGAGAGAUAAAGACGCUAUAUACGGGCACCCCCUGUUCCCCUUGCUUGCACUGAUUUUUGAGAAAUGUGAAUUAGCGACUUGCACCCCCAGAGAGCCCGGGGUGGCGGGAGGAGACGUCUGUUCAUCGGAAUCUUUCAAUGAAGACAUAGCAGUGUUUGCAAAACAGAUUCGGGCAGAAAAGCCUUUAUUUUCAUCGAAUCCAGAAUUGGAUAAUCUGAUGAUUCAAGCCAUUCAAGUUUUACGAUUUCAUCUUCUGGAGCUGGAGAAGGUACACGAGCUGUGUGAUAAUUUCUGUCACCGGUACAUCAGCUGCUUGAAAGGCAAGAUGCCCAUCGACUUGGUCAUAGACGACAGAGAGGGCGGGUCCAAAUCAGACAGCGAGGAAAUCACAAGAUCUUCAGUGGCCCUUGAUCAGACGUCCUGGAACAGAGAUCAUGACGACACAGCGUCCACACGCUCUGGAGGAACACCGGGACCGUCCAGUGGCGGACACACAUCACACAGCGGCGACAACAGCAGCGAACAGGGUGAUGGCCUGGACAACAGCGUGGCUUCACCAAGCACAGGGGAUGACGAUGACCCGGAUAAGGAAAAGAAACGCAACAAGAAGAGAGGGAUCUUCCCUAAGGUGGCCACCAACAUCAUGAGAGCAUGGCUCUUCCAGCACCUAACACAUCCCUACCCGUCAGAAGAACAGAAGAAACAGCUGGCGCAAGACACAGGCCUCACCAUCCUACAAGUGAACAACUGGUUCAUUAACGCGAGGAGGAGAAUAGUCCAGCCCAUGAUCGACCAGUCAAACCGUGCAGUAAGUCAAGGAGCUCCCUACAAUCCAGAUGGCCAGCCGAUGGGGGGCUUCGUCAUGGACGGCCAGCAGCACAUGGGAAUCAGACCACCUGGACCAAUGGGUGGAAUGGGCAUGAACAUGGGCAUGGAAGGUCAGUGGCACUACAUGUAGCCCCGCCCCAGUCCGACCAAUCGCAACACAAAGGGGGAUAACUGCAGGGCAAACCAGGGCACCACCUGUCUCACAGAGGCCUACAGAGAAUGGGAAUGGGACUCCCUGACUCCCUGACAACAGCAUCAACCAACAGCAACCCCUCUGUCGACCUAAAAGACCCAACAACAUUUUAUUCGGCUCAUAUCUGCAACAUGGAAACCUUCCAUGACUGCCUACAAAUCCUUGUCUAUGUAUCCAGCGAUGGUGAUGCACAGAAGAUCAAACCUCAUCCAACCCAGAUGACCCCCUUGUCCCGGCAGACCCCCUGCUUCUUCUCUGGUGGGCACUAGACUUUGCCCCCCUUGCUGCCCACUAGUUUCACAUGGAUUCCUCCAUUGAAAGUGAUUGCGAUUGCGAGAACAGAUGACAUACGAGAGACACACUGGGUCCUCUGCCUGUACCUUCGGCAAAUGUGGCACUUGGUGAUAUUUUCUAGACUCUUUGGCAAACAUAAGAGACUUCCUGCGAAGAGCACUCCACUCUUUGGGACGAUGGAAUUGGACCAAGGAGAAGCCAAUGUCUGUAUCUGACAGGACACUAACAAAGCAAAAGAGGUGCCCUUUAAAAAAUAUAGUGGAUUGAAACAUGGAGAGAGGGAAAGCAAGAGAAAAGAAAUUAAAAGUAUAACUAUAUCAAACCCUAGUUUGGGAAGCGAGUGGAGAAAGAAAAUAUACUGUAUACUGUUGUAAAAUUACGCUGGACUCUCACAAGAACUGGGAAUUUAAGUAUUGUAAAUGCUAUUGUAUUGUUCUGCAUAUUAUGUUGUUUCUAAUAGAUUUUUUAAAAAAAAGGAUGUGAACUUUUUUCUGUUUUUUUUUUUCUGGUUUCUUUCCACACUAUGUGUGUGCCGUCUCCAUCAAAUUUGACCUCCUGCCCCUUCCCUCCAUUAAAUCACGAUGCAUUUUUAAAAGAUAAAAAAAGUGAAUAAACGGACAAUUCGAUCAGUC